Venturia canescens is the source of this 3411-nucleotide messenger RNA. RefSeq names its product aminopeptidase N. Lineage: Eukaryota; Metazoa; Arthropoda; Insecta; Hymenoptera; Ichneumonidae. Gene Ontology annotation, cellular component: cytoplasm. The record is from RefSeq and is a predicted model, not a curated record. Gene Ontology annotation, molecular function: zinc ion binding; metallopeptidase activity. The transcript has 14 exons. The coding region runs from base 217 to 3156 and encodes 979 amino acids. Gene Ontology annotation, biological process: proteolysis.
GGGGACUACGUUAGCUCGCGGUCGUUCCUCGAGGUCCCGAGCUCGUUAUUCAAUAGCAUUGCGAAGCUGUUAAAAUUGAAACGUCGAAGGUCGUUCGUGGCUCGUUCGCGUAUUGAUUAAUCGUUAUUUUGGCUAUCCUUGGAUCUUACGUUUCGAACGGUAUUUUUUCCGCCCUCUUAUCGGAGAGUCGCAAUUUAUCGGUGAAAGUGAUCGAACAUGACACUUUCAGGCCCCCUUGUGGGGCUCAUUCUCAUUGGCUGGUUAGCCAGUUCCGUCAAUGGUGGAUGCAAGCUUUGCAGCCAUCCGAAUGACCUCAAUAGAUCCAGACGAAGCAUAGAUUUGAACGAUGUGCUUAAGGUACCGACUUACAGACUACCCCGCGAUCUGAGGCCGAUAAACUACAAUCUUGAAAUAAAGCCCGAUAUUCCGAAGGCCAAAUUCACCGGGCAGGUCAACAUAACCGCUACAUUGAUGACUGGGGGUAGCACGAUAAAGCUCAACACAAACCACGACAUCAAAAUUGAGGACGUACAAAUAAAGUUUCUUGGGGUCCCGGAAGCAUCUUCGCAGACUGAUGUCGUCCAGUGGAGAUUCAACCAGCAAAAAUCUGAGUGGGUCAUCCAAAUGGCUCAAUUCACAAAUCCUAAUGACACUUGUGUAGUAUCCGUUAAAUACUCUGGCAACAUCACGACCAAUGAUACGUUGGGUUUCUUCAAGAAAGAAUACAUGUCGUCAACUGGACAAACGCAUGCAUUCGUCGCGACUCAAUUGAGGCCGGAAAACGCGAGGCGAUGGUUCCCUUGCAUAGACGAACCGGAAUACAAAGCUACGUUUGAGCUCAAAGUGGCUCGACCGAAAAAUAUGAUGGCUCGAUCGAACACGCCGAUUAAAAUGAGUGUUGAAAUGCCGGGUGAUCCGGAAUACGUGAUGGAUCAUUUCGAAAAAACACCCGAAAUUUCGACUUAUCAGCUGGCCCUCAUGAUAUCCGACUUCGAGAGCGUUGCACCAACGAUUCCGGUCGAUGAAGUCGAGAAUCGUAAACUCGAAAUAAGAGUAUGGGGGCGCAAGGAAUUUCUCGAUUCUCUGACGCAUGUCCCAAACAAAAUCGUUCGGAUAGUCAACUAUCUUCAGAAGUAUUUCAACAAAUCCAUCGGUCUUCCAAAACUCGAUAUCGUAGCAAUGCCAAUGUACACAGCUAGUAAAGCGUCGGACAGCUGGGGUCUGAUGUUUUUCAGAGAAAGCGAAUUAAGCAGCAAUCUUGUUUGGAACACUGCAUACGAGCUCAUUUAUCAAUGGAUUGGACAAAGGAUAACUCCUUUCAGAUGGAGUGAUGCACAAGUCAAUAAAGCUCUGAAUUCUUUUUUGGCCUCAAUGAUUACAGUUGACAUCGAGCCUGACGAAUUGGAAGGCAAGUGGCCAAUAACCAUGCUCUACUCUCUGUACUACGAAUUCGGCAAAACUUUCCCGUUCUCGAGGGUUGCUGGUAUCAGAGACGAGGCUACCUCUGCCAAAACUGAACUUAUUUUCCGUAUGUUCAACUACACACUCGGUGAAAAACUGUUCCAACGGGGUAUCCAGAAGUUCAUCGACGUCAAUACUGAGCAAGAAAAUACAGAGAAUCAGGAACCGGUCAGCGUGAGAAGUUUCUUCGCUAAUGACAUCUUCAAGUGUCUCGACGAUGCCUUGAACGAAGCGAAUUUCAGCUUGCCAUCGGGCUUGUCGAUUCGCAGCGUAGCAGCACCUUGGAUCAACAGAGAUCGAGUGCCCCUUCUCACGGUCACCCGCGAUUACGAGACCGGGGAAAUCACCUUCAUGCAGACUGUUUUUCUUCGGGAAGCACGACCUCCGUCAAAUGAGAAAAUGUCUUAUCAAUGGGACAUCCCGAUAGCCAUAAUAACGGAGAACGAAUUGCCAGCGAUCGAUCCGAAACCCGACCUGUGGAUGCCGAAAGGAGAUUCCCCAAUAAUGACAAUAAAAGACAUUGCCGAUGAAAGCAAAUUCAUAAUCGUAAAUCCUGAAGAAAUUGGCAUGUUCCCGGUCAAGUACGAUCCGUGCAACUGGAGAAAACUCAGCAACUUCCUUCAGAGCCCAAGACGCGAAGAAAUCCCCGUACUGACGCGAGCUAAAUUGCUCCACGACGCUUGGAAUCUCGCUUAUGGUGGAAAUAUAGAUUUUUCGAUCGCCCUAAACAUGACAAUUUUCUUGAAGAACGAACGCAGUCAUGUGGUCUGGGAGCCUGUGUUCACGAUGUUCGAUCAUGUUGGAACAAGAAUUGAGGGUUCCCCGGUAUAUAGGAAAUUUGAGGCUUACGUAAGGAGUCUCCUGGAGCCACUCUAUAACGAAAUGAUGGAGACAGUACAACCGGGUGAGCCUUUGUGGAAAGUCCGCAUGCGAGGUCUCGUCAAAAGUUUCUUGUGUCGAGCUGGCUACGAGCCGUGCGUGGCCGAGGCACGUCAGCAGUUCAAAAAAUGGAUGAACGAUGAAGAACCUGACAAGGGAAACCCAGUUGCCAACGAAUUCAUUUGGCCAGUAUUCCAGUGGGGAACUCGAGAGGAAUGGGAAUUCGGGCUCCAGAGAGUCAUAAACUUUCCGCGCAAUUCACCCGAAAGGACGCAAAGCGAGAGAACGUAUUUGUUGAAGACAUUAGCGGGUUGCCCGAGGGAUAAGUACAAGAUCGAAAGACUGUUGAACGUGACAAUUUUGACACACUACGAGAAUUUCACCGAUUCGGAUAUUCACCUAAUUUGUAGCAUGUUGACUGGUAAUUCCGUGGGCUACGAAACACUUUUCAAAUUGUUCGAUACUCAUUAUUACCACAUUAGAUGGCAAUACAAGAACAAGAAGCACAUCUGGAACGACAUAUUGAAUGCAGCAACGUGUUCAUUCAAAACCCAAGAAGGUUACAACAUGGUGAACGAGCUUUACGCGAGGGUCAAGACCUCGGAGACGGAUGAGACAGUUUUCCAAAAGGCCUUGAAAACCAUCGAAGAAGAAAUUAAAUGGAGUAGGACACAUCUUCCUGUUAUCGACAAAUGGCUAAACUCGCAUUUAACCAUAGAAGAGUUAACCGGUGCAACCGAAAACUCCACAACGACAGUGGCUCCAUCCACGAUCGUCGCGGACAGCGUCAGUUCUGUCAUCCCGAUUGCGGGCUAAAUUGAUAGGAGUUGAAACAUCAACGCUAACGAAUAUUAACAUCGAUAGGAGAGUCACGUUGAUGCAACAAACUGCUCUCCAUACAGGAUAUAUUCAAAUCGAACUUAGUAUUAUCGUUCGUUUUUUUUCCUCGAUUUAACAAUUCGCGGACAAUGGGAAUCCUGUCAUCCGUCGAACUGUACUUUACUCGUGAGCUUAUUUUAUGCGUUUGUAAAAUAAAAUGUGAAUGUCAAUGAAAGAAAGGAUUUAAAAUAA